Messenger RNA from Capsella rubella, 702 nucleotides. Its product is annotated as NAC domain-containing protein 62. Gene Ontology annotation, molecular function: DNA binding. Bases 1 to 702 code for a protein of 233 amino acids. NCBI's taxonomy places the organism in Eukaryota, Viridiplantae, Streptophyta, Magnoliopsida, Brassicales, Brassicaceae. The record is from RefSeq and is a predicted model, not a curated record. The transcript is spliced from 4 exons. Gene Ontology annotation, biological process: regulation of DNA-templated transcription.
AUGUCUGAUCAGCACACCUUUAACCCAUUCGAUCAUGAGCUUAUCGCUUACUUGAAUAGGAAGAUCACUGAAGAGGAAGAUAAAGAUAUAAAGGAAGUUGAUCUAUGCAAACACGAGCCAGAAGAUAUAAAAGAAGUUGAUCUAUGCAAACACGAGCCAGAAGAUAUACCUGACAUGGCGAUAAAGAAAUCGGAUUGUCAGUGGCACAUCAUUACACCUGUGCAUAAGUUAAACGGCAGACUUCAGCUGACAAAGAGGUCCUGCAAGACAGGUAACUGGAAAAUAACGGGAAGAACCACUUUUGUAAAGAACGUUAAUGAUAAAACCAUUGGGUACAAGAAAUAUCUUGUUUUCUAUUUGAACGGAGACAAAUCCUCAUCAACGCGUACGCCAAAAAUUAAGUCUGACUGGGUCAUGCACGAGUAUAGUUCAUGUAUUCGACACUCAAAAAAGGAUGCUUUUGUGCUUUGCAAACUUACGAAAAAGAAAAAAGCUCCGGCGACCAGUGAAGUCGGAGAGGAAUCUCGGGCUUUAACAGACCCAAAAAUCUCUCCUAGUCAUGUCGGAGAGUCUUCCUCGGUUCUCAUUACUCAAGAUGUUCAGAUGGUGGACGAGAACACUUUUGUGGAUGAUCUUGACGAAGAAUUUUGGAAUGACUUGGGUGCAUUAGCCGAAGAACUUCUACCUGGUUUGGUUGAGUAG